This is a messenger RNA of Schistosoma spindalis, 1565 nucleotides long. The record is from the annotation of a GenBank genome assembly. Lineage: Eukaryota; Metazoa; Platyhelminthes; Trematoda; Strigeidida; Schistosomatidae.
AAACUUACUAACCUGAGGCAAACUCGUUCGAAUACAAGAUAUACAAAUCCAUAAAUAACUAUUACACUGACUAGAAUUAGUGCAUCCCAGUGACUAGUCUGCAAUAAGUUGAACAUUACUGGCUGCCCUCAACAAUGCCAAAACAACAAGAUGCGAGCGCAAAUAUAACAAUCGGUUUAUGAACGCUUCUGACAAAGAUAUUGGAUAUUAGAACGCACAACACAAUUAGGCUAAAAAUAGUUUCGCGAAAUGGUACUAAAGGGGUGGGGGGAAGCAUAACCAUUUUAAACCUUAAAUUGGACGUCACCGGGGAUUGUAACACAGCUUGGAAAUAACGCUACAAAGUAUGCUCAAUCAAGGUUAUCACAUUUUAGCUGAGCUAACCCUCCUAAAACUGGAAAACAUCUCUGGAGUUAUUGCCAGCCCAUGUGAAAAUGAUCCACUUAAAUGGCUCGGGAUUAUUUCUGUUCGAAGUGGUUACUAUUUUGGAGGAGUUUUUGGUUUUGUAUUAUCUCUGCCAGAUGAUUUUCCAUCGACAAAACUUCCGAAGCUCUAUUUAUCUAAAGAAUUUUAUCAUCCUCAUGUAGACUGGGUUACCGGAGAGGUGAGCGUGUACACGGAAUUUCCGGUAUGGAAUCCAGACAAGCACCAUAUUUGGCAUAUUCUUCAUUAUUUAAAACGGUUGUUAACUAGUCCAACAAGUAUUAUUGUUUCAUCACUUGCAGAACAAACUGCUUGUAUCAAAAACAUGAGAGAUGUGAAGUAUGCCAAUCCAGAAGCAGCUAACGCACUGAUUCACCAUCCAGAAGAAUUUGAUACUCGGGCUAAAGGAUGUGUCACUAAACUCUCUGUAUGGACACAGCCAUCACAGGAUAUCCCUUCAUUAAACCUUUCUGGAUGGAUGAGUGAUAGUAUACUGAAUGAUGCACGAGAUUUACUACAGAGAUUCAAAGAUUCCAAUGAUGAUGAGGAAAAAUUUGUAAGUCAAGGGUUUUCUUGGAUCGAUCCAAAAAGCAUGUCGAUAUUUUCUAGUGAAACACCCGUUAAAGCGAGUUCUUCGACGUAUACAUAGAAGUUUACUAUUUCUUAUAAUACGUAGAUUCAAUUUUGAUUUUUUGUAGACAGUUUUGUAUAUAAUGAACGAUGCAAAUUAAGCUAUCAGACUUUUUCUCUCUCUGCCAACGCUAUAAUUACGAUAUACAGCAUUUGGAUGCCAAUCUUACCAUUGCUAUCGAUAUUAUUUUCUACUUCUGUUUAUUGUAUUACCUUAUUCCUUUUAAUUACUGUAUUGCUGUUUUUUUCUAACAUCAUAGCUACAUCUGUUAAAUUAUCAUUUAAACGUUUGACUUUUAAUCGUAGGGCUGUAAGUUCAAGGUUUUAUCAUCCUCCUAUCAUACUUUUCUACAGACUAUUAGUUAAAAUGUUUCCGAUUUCAUUAUUUCGUUUUUCUGACUACAGGAAACAUUUGUCAAAUUGGUUUUUGUCUCAUUUAUUGUCGAAACAAAUGACUAUCGUGUAUAUUUACGAUACUGAAAAAGCAAUAACAACUAAACUAAUAACUCUUA